UCAAAACACUUCCGCUAUGCUCUCCAACUUGCCUUUCCACUGGAGCGGCCGGUGUGAGCAGAUACCAGGAGUGUACACCACGUAGCCCACAGGCGAAGAACAGAAAUAAAGAUGCCCCCAAAGAAGGGAGAAGCCCCGAAACAAAUUCCAUUAAUUGGACGAUUUGGAACCUCUCUGAAAAUUGGCAUUGUGGGAUUACCUAAUGUUGGGAAAUCCACUUUUUUCAAUGUGUUGACCAAAAGCCAAGCAGCUGCAGAGAACUUCCCGUUCUGCACAAUCGACCCAAAUGAGAGCAGAGUACCUGUCCCUGAUGAGCGCUUUGAUUUCCUCUGUCAGUACCAUAAACCAGCCAGUAAGGUUCCUGCUUUUCUAAACGUUGUGGACAUUGCUGGUCUGGUGAAGGGAGCUCACUCAGGACAGGGACUUGGAAACGCCUUCCUCUCCCACAUCAGUGCCUGCGAUGGCAUCUUCCACAUGACUCGUGCGUUUGAUGACGAGGAUAUCAUCCACGUGGAGGGUAAUGUUGACCCGGUGAGGGACAUCGAGAUCAUCCACGAGGAGCUGCGACUAAAGGAUGAGGAAAUGGUCGGUCCAAUCAUCGACAAACUGGAGAAAACCGCAGUCAGAGGAGGUGACAAGAAACUCAAACCUGAAUAUGAUAUCAUGCUGAAGGUAAAGAACUGGAUAGUGGACGAGAAGAAACACAUCCGAUUUUACCAUGACUGGAAUGACAAAGAGAUUGAGGUGUUGAACAAAUACCUGUUUCUGACAUCGAAGCCCAUGAUCUACCUGGUUAACCUCUCAGAGAAGGAUUACAUCAGAAAAAAGAACAAAUGGUUGGCGAAAAUCAAGGAGUGGGUAGAUGCCCACGACCCCGGUGCUCUGGUCAUUCCCCUGAGUGGAGCAGUUGAGGCUAAACUGCAGGACAUGGAGGAGGAGGAGUUGAAAAAGUACUGCGAGGAACAGAAGACACAGAGUGUUCUGACCAAAAUAAUAAAGACCGGCUAUGCAGCUCUACAGCUGGAAUACUUCUUCACAGCGGGACCAGAUGAGGUGCGAGCUUGGACCAUCAGGAAAGGCACCAGGGCUCCAGGAGCUGCAGGAAAGAUCCACACUGACUUUGAAAAAGGCUUCAUCAUGGCCGAGGUGAUGAAGUUCAAUGACUUCAAAGAGGAAGGCAGUGAAAAUGCAGUCAAGGCUGCUGGUAAAUACAGGCAACAGGGCAGGAACUACGUCGUGGAGGAUGGGGAUAUUAUCUUUUUCAAAUUCAACACACCCAAUGCACCCAAAAAGAAAUAAUGAGACCACACAGUCACCAGAGGGAGAUCUCAGAAUACAUUUUUUUGUCAGGGCCCCUGAGAGCUACAUUGUCUGCUGGUUUUUAUACCUCUCUCUUGAAUUCAGAGGAACAACUCGCUGCCCCCUCGGCCAGAAGUAUUUACUCAACUGGCCUCCCGGGCUUGGACCAGAAUCUAUUAAGAUGAUUACAUAAUAAUAACAUUUCUGUACAUUCCCAUCUGUAAUAUUUUAAGCAAAAGUUCAAAGGGCACAAACUGCACUGAAAGUCAAAUGUUUUUGAACACUAUAUUCUAGCAGUCAUUGCCUCCAGAAAGAAAAAAAAAUAGAUUUUUUUUUUUAAUUUUAUUGGGAAUGAUCUAAUCAGGAAACUGUUACAGACCGCAAAUUGCAUAUUCUUUUGUAACUCAUGUUAGCACAGUUUUAAUCAGGCCUAUUUUAAUCGGAGCUUUUUGAUCAUUUAAGUCACAAAUGCACAAAAAUUCUUGGUAAGACAAUCUAUAAAAUUUCUCUGAGAAAUUAGAGCUUCAGCCUCAGCCAUGAGUUGAUGAUUUCCUCUGUGAUAACUGCUGAUUAAUUUGCAAGUACUCUAGUUCUAACAAGACUUGUAAUUAGGGCUGUACUGGAGGCAGUUGUACUGGAUCAUUAACUAACCUCUGUAAUUGAAAUACAGGAGAACAGUGGUAACUUUAGUAAUUACAGUAUGUGUGCUACAGGUGCUUAAUUAGUCAUCAAAAUUGAGUCCGUCUUGAGUUACUUUUAGGUCUUUCCUUAGAAUAAAAAAAACAUUUCUCAGUGCAUUUACACAUUUUCCUUAAUUAAGCUUUAUUUUUAUGGUAUCCAAAGUAAAGUUCUAAUUACACUGCUUAAGAUUUAACCAAAAAAUUAAAAAUAUAUGUUGUCCAAAAACAUUUUGACUUGUCAGUGUAUGAACAUUUGAGAGAGAUUGAAAGCCGUCACUCAGUGUUGCGCCUCAGGGCAGGAAAGCUGCAUUCUGAGCAGGAGGGAUAUUGUUAUUUUUAGAAAGAGCAAAGCAGGCAUCCUCGCCAGUGCCUGAUCAGACACCUCAACAGAGAAUGUUGUUAUACACACUGCUUUUAUUGACUUUGUGUGGGCUGGUUAAAAAAAAAAAAACAUGACUCUUCUUCACGUUAUGAACUCCACCCUGCGUAAUAAGACAAUGCUUCAUUGUGAAUCUGAAAAAUUAUGGUUUGCUCUGGAUCGUCUGGACUGUAGAGCUUCAAACUGCAUCUUCGCCUCUUCCUCAAUGCCUCCACAGUGUGAAUGUCAUUCCUUUCGAGACUACUUACCAUCACAUAACCAUACAUUUUGCCAAAUUGUGGACGUAGAAAUCCUGCCCUCUUAAUGAACCAGAAUGAGUUUUUGAGGAAUGAGGUACAAUAUGUUAAAUAUGCUACUAUAAGGGAGCCAGAAUCUAAUAAAUGUCACGCUCAUCAGUAUGCAUGUGUCAAUAAAAGGAGACAAACCUCUGUCA
Messenger RNA from Thunnus maccoyii (southern bluefin tuna), 2791 nucleotides. RefSeq names its product obg-like ATPase 1. Lineage: Eukaryota; Metazoa; Chordata; Actinopteri; Scombriformes; Scombridae. The transcript has 11 exons. The coding region runs from base 112 to 1299 and encodes 395 amino acids. Gene Ontology annotation, molecular function: ATP binding; ATP hydrolysis activity; GTP binding. The record is from RefSeq and is a predicted model, not a curated record. Gene Ontology annotation, cellular component: cytoplasm.